Aspergillus steynii IBT 23096 is the source of this 996-nucleotide messenger RNA. Its product is annotated as CorA family magnesium transporter. Gene Ontology annotation, biological process: mitochondrial magnesium ion transmembrane transport. The coding region runs from base 1 to 996 and encodes 331 amino acids. Gene Ontology annotation, molecular function: magnesium ion transmembrane transporter activity. The transcript has a single exon. The record is from RefSeq and is a predicted model, not a curated record. Gene Ontology annotation, cellular component: mitochondrial inner membrane. Lineage: Eukaryota; Fungi; Ascomycota; Eurotiomycetes; Eurotiales; Aspergillaceae.
AUGCAAACCACCAUCUACGACGCCGACGGGUCGAGCUCGGACCCCACGCGACUCACGAAGCAGGACAUCUCGCAGCGGUACGGCCUGAGCGCUCGGGAUCUCCGCGCCAUCGAUCUCCCCUCGGACGGGUUCCCGCAUAUCCUGAUCCGCGAGACGACGAUGCUCGUCCACCUGUUCAAUCUGCGGCUGCUGGUGCAGGCCGAUCAGAUGCUCUUGUUCCAUGUGGCGUACCAGGGCCAGCGGUCGUCGACGGAUAACACGACGCGCGUGUUCACGCAUGACCUGGCGGGGAAGCUGCGCGGGGACCCCGGCCGGGGCGUCUCGCUGGGACUGCCGUAUGAGCUGCGGGUGCUGGAGGCGGCGCUGGCGGCGACGACGUCGACGCUGGAGGCGGAGUAUGUGCUUGCGAAGGAGCGGGCGGUGAAGGCGCUGCGGACGCUGGAUCUGCAGAUGCUGGACAAGGAGGAGAGUGUGAUCCACUCGGAUCUGCGGGAGUUGUUGGACUUGGUGCGUCGGCUGGCGGGCAUCGAGCAGCGGGCGAGGCAUGUGCGGAGCGCGGUGCAGGAGGUGCUGAACGAGGACGAGGAUAUGGCGGCGAUGCAUCUGACGGAUAAGAAGGCGGGUCGGCCGCAUGAGCUGGAGGAUCAUCAGGAUGUGGAGUACCUGCUGGAGGCGUACUACAAGGCGAGUGACACGGUGGUGCAGGAGACGGUCAGUUUGAUGCGGAACAUUCAGCAGACGGAGCAGACCAUCCAGUCGAUUCUGGACGUGCGGCGGAAUCAGAUCAUGGUGCUCGAGGCAAAGGUCGAGAUCUGCAUGCUGGGGCUGGCGGCUGCGACGCUGGUGGCCGGCCUUUACGGCAUGAACGUGCCGAACUAUUGGGAGGAGAAGAGCUGGGCGUUUGGUCUGCUGGUCUCCUUCUGUCUGCUGGGGACGGUCUUGAUCUCGCGGUAUGGCAUGCGGCAGUUACGGCGCGUCCAGAGGGUCCAUCUAUAG